UUUCUCAUGGGACAGUUUCUUACAACUUUGGAUACAGAAAAUACUUAAGAACUUGUCAGAUUGCAAGAGCAGGAGUUCCUGUGUAUUGGAAGCAGGAAGGAAAAAGGAAGAAGUUGAGCAGUGAUGUUGGGUAAAGAAGUUGCUCUGCAAACUGAGUUUCCUCCAACAAACUGUAGUGUCUCACUUCCCAUCUCUGAAAUUGGGAUAUCAGUAUGACUGAUGCCAUGUUGCCUCCAAAGAAGGGACGAAUACCUUCCAGAAUAGCCAUGAACUGUUUAGUCCUGGCAAUUUUCUUACCAUUUCUUCCAAGCACAUUGUCUCUCCAGCCAGCCCAGGCCAAAGUGUUGCUGGUAUCUUUUGAUGGAUUUCGAUGGGAUUACAUCUAUAAAGCCUCAACUCCCAAUUUUCAUUAUGCCAUGGAGAAUGGUGUUCAUGUCAAACAGGUCACUAACGUUUUUAUAACGAAAACAUAUCCUAAUCAUUACACAAUGGUGACUGGUCUCUAUGCAGAAAGCCACGGUGUAGUUGCUAAUGAGAUGUAUGAUCCUAUUCUGAAUGAAACUUUCUCUUUGAGCAGAAUGGCUGUCUAUAACCCCAAGUUCUGGGAAGAAGCCACCCCAAUAUGGAUAACAAACCAGAGGGAAGGACAUAAAAGUGGAGCAGCCAUGUGGCCUGGGACAGAUGUGAAAAUACAUGGAGUCUUUCCUACAUAUUAUAUGCCCUACAACUAUUUUGUUUCCUUUGAAGAUAGAGUUGCUAGGCUUAUUGACUGGUUUACAUCAGAAGAACCCAUAAACUUUGGUCUCCUGUACUGGGAACAGCCUGAUGAGAUGGGCCAUAUCCUGGGUCCAGAAAACCCACUUAUGGCACCCGUAAUUAGUGAUAUUGACAAAAAGCUGGGAUAUCUUCUGUCCAAGCUGAAGAAAGCAAAGCUAUUGGAUGUGGUAAAUGUCAUAAUUACAAGCGAUCACGGAAUGUCAGAGUCUUCCUUAAAAAGGCGCAUUGAGCUCGAUCAGUAUGUGAAUAGAGAGCUCUAUAAAAUCUUUGAGAAUUCUCCUGUGGUAGCUAUUUUGCCAAAAGAAGGCAAACUGGAUGAAGUAUAUGAAGCUUUGGCCAAUGCUCAUCCCAACAUGACUGUAUAUAAAAGGGAGCAGAUUCCAGAUAGAUUACAUUACAAACACAACAGUAGAAUUCAGCCAAUCUUAGCAGUGGCUGAUGAAGGAUGGGAAAUUGUGUAUAAUAAGUUUGAUGUUAUUCAAUCUGGUAAUCAUGGAUAUGACAACAUGCUACCAGAAAUGCAUCCAUUUUUUUUGGCAUUUGGGCCUGCUUUCAGAAAGAAUGUCACUAAAGAAGUAAUGAAUUCUACAGACCUGUAUCCCUUAUUGUGUCAUCUCCUUGGUAUUAACGCACUGCCACACAAUGGCUCAUUCAAUGCUGUGAAAGACAUGCUUGCUGAAGAAGUUCCGUUUGGAGCAGACACCUAUGCUACUGUUCUAGGAGUCUUUUUAGGCAGCUUUCUUGUUAUGGUUUUUAUUGCAAUUUUUGUUAAGCAUUUUAUCUUCAUGCAAGCUAACACCAUGCAAAUGAAACAUACUGAAGCUGCCCAGCCACUGUUGCAAGAUUAGUAACAUGUGGUACUAUUUCCUGUUUGAUGCUUAAUAUAAGCUUAAACAAAAAACAAGUCACAAAAAUGGAUAGAGGUGGGUCAGCAUGAAUGUGUGGAGUAAAAGGAAAUGGGUGCUGAUCCGUUGGUCCAGUGGAGUACAUACGUACCAGGUAUGCAGAGAAAGAGCAUGUUUCUGUUUCAACUUACAACCACUUAAUCUUUCAGGGGUUGAAAAUACUCUUAGGGACACUAUGUAUGUAGACCUUGAAUACCUGAUUCUGAUCUACUUUUAGGAAAAUAACAUCAGCUGAGGUGCACUUCACAGACUAUUAUGUGGUGAUUUAAUCCCUCUCCAACACCCUUUUUGUUUUUUCCUUUGAGAAGUUCUUUUUAGUUUCUUGGAUUCUGACAAGUCACUGAAUGGGACUAGACUUCUUUGGGGUGUUUAUUCCAUGACCAAGAAAGCUUUUGCAUGGAUCACCAUUGCAGCUAGCUUGGCAGAAUAAAUCCUGCGGAAAACCAACAUUAUUAUUAAGCUAGAUCAUGCACUGCUAAAUGUCUGAAGUUUAGAGUUGGGCAUAUUUCUUUUAAAUUACUGUGUUAACUGUAGCCCCAGAAUAAGAAUCUAGGUGGUAUUGCCUUCAGCAGUGAGCGUUAAACUGCUUGUUUUUUUGUUUUGUUUUGGGGUUUUCUUCAGGUAAAUAUAGGUCUUUGUGAUUUUAGGUAUGUUUUGAGGUAAAUGUCUUUCUUUUUCUGUUGUUCCUUGUACACUGGAAUUCCAUGCAGUUGGCAGUUUAAAGACAUGUACAAGCACAACACCUUUAUAUCCAAAUAGACUCUUCCAUAUUUCUGUCAUGAGAGGGUUCCUUCAGAAUAAGGCAGAUGAAGCAGGAAAGGAACAUGCAUGUGCAAGCUGUCUUCAAAGUGCUGUCAAGCUUGUUACUGGGUAACAGCAUAUGAUCUGUUACUGGAGACUCUCCUCUGGUGUGGGUUUUGCUUGCUGUCUUGCCUUUUAUCCGAGUGGACCUUAGAGUUUGAAUAUGAUUAGACAUACAGUUUAAGGAAUAGCCAUAUCUUAAAUGUGAAAAAGCACACUAAAUGAAAAAAAAAAGGUAUAAGACUGGGGAUUGUUCUUCCAGAGGAAAGUCUCUGUCAAGGAAAAUUACUUACUAUGGGUCAUCAAAACUAUAUAUUACUCUGAUAAUUUUGCAUGGAGCAAUAGAUCUUUUGCUACUGUAGCUGUGGGGGUUUUUGGUGAGCUAAUUUAAAUGGGAGGCGAGAAGCUACUAAGGUUUGCGUGAAACCUGAGUGGUUUGAAGUGAGAAAAGUUGUCUGACUUGUUUGGAAGCUGAUGGCUGUUUUUCUCCUCCCUGUAUGAGUUGAUUGUUUCUCUGCACUUUGCUUCUCACUACAGUGCCUGAAGGGGAAAGAAAUUCUUUCACACAAACUGUGAGUCUGGUAUUUUAAGUGUAAUUUAUUGCUUUAUCCCCAGCACUCAGAAAAGGGCAAAGGUGGGGACAUCUUGGCCUUGGAUGUGAUCUGUCAAACUACUGAUGUGACUAACAGUGUAAGGCUGCAGGUGCAGGGUUGCUGGCAAACCUAGCAAGGAGCAACAAGCUGACUAACUGAAGUACAAAACUCAUUUUGCUGAACUUAAUUCCACACCUAAUGCAUGUCACCUUGGUGAGUUCAGAUGUGAGUGUGCUCCUCACUGCCUCAGUGAUGACUCUGUCACAAAAUGCCUGGUGCUCAGUGUGUCUGAAAUAACAACCUGUUGGAUUCUUUUGUGAUGACAGGGACUCUUGCUUGGCAUUAAGUGGUCUUGCAAACGGAUGUGGAAGGUUUCCACAGACCACAGCGCAGUGCAGUGGAUGCUUGACAGGGAAGGCAGUGAAAUACUCCACUUUAAGGUGUAUGUUGAAAGUCUACCUGUAAUAAUAGCUGUAGGAAGGCAGGAAACCAGCAGAUCUGUGAAGGACAGCCCCUUGAUUUGGGGAUAUGUAUGAAGCCUAAUGAGAAUGUGAUUCAUCACUGCAGUCCUGCUCUUCCUGUUCUGCGUACUGCUGCCUUGUUUACAUACACUGCCAUUUUUCUUAAGAAAACACUGAAGGAAAACACCUGAAUUAGGUGUGUCUGGUGCUGUAAAACUCAGUGGAGCUGACCAUUAGCUACAUCUUAAGUUUACUUUGCUGAUGCCAGCUAAAGCUGAAUGCUGCAGGGCUUCUCAGGCUGACAGAUGGAGGCAAUAGUGAUGUUCACAGCAGUUUCUAGGGUGUCUGGGGUAGUCUGAGUAGAAAACCUGCACUUCUAAAUUGUGAUUCAUCACUUCCCUAGCUACUUUCCAACAAGUAGGUGGCAGACAGCAGCUUGAUGCACUGAGUCCAACUUUUCUUUGUUAUUUGUAACGUAAAAGCAAGCUUUAGCAUAAACAUUGUGUUUAAAACAGGAUCUACAGGCUUUGUCAAGGGAGUAACUGAAAACUGGAGAUGCUCUAAACAUAUCCUGUAGCUACUUCAGCUACACACUUUCUCACUUUGGAACAUUCUGCUUUAAUAGAAAUUCUUAUUGCAGUAAUUUCACAGCAGUGUAUAUGACAGAGGUAAAAAUGAAUGGAUUGUAAUCUCAAAGGUGAUCAUUAAACUCCAGCUUCUUUAAUAGUGACCAGAGUAGUUAUAUCAUGGGCCAUAGUGACCCUGGAUUUUAAGGAGGAGGCAAAGUUGGUCAGUGUUGUUCACUCAUGUUGGGACUCACCUGUACAAACAUACAAAGGAAGAAUAUGUUUCCCCCUAACAAAGAGUUUGGGAAUAAGAAUACUUAAAAUAAUUGGGAACACAAGCAUGAGAAUUCUUCUGGAUGCCACUGGUCUGUAUUGCACUGUAAGGCCCUUGAGAGGGGUAAAUUGCAGCUAUGCAGGAAACAGAAGGGAAUCUUUCAGCAUUCAGGUAUUUAGGUGUAGGUUUAAAUGUUUCCCUUAUUGCUGAGGUUUAUUUGCAGGUACCCCUGGGCAAAUAUGCUAACUACUCUAGCCAGUGUUAAACACUAUUGUAAGGUGUUGGGUGUGUGCUUAAUGAACUGGAGAAAAAUAGCAACUUUUUCUCUGAUGGGAGAUUUUUUCAGACUACCUUUUGGCUGGGGAGGAUCUGGGAUUUGGUUUCUGUGUGUAUGGUGCUUUUUUGAUGUACAAACAAGUUUAUUGGAAAUGGGUUUCAGUACCCUGUAUGCUACUUGUAACUUAAGCUUGGAAGCAGAGAAACUUGCAUGAUUUUGUCUUUUGUUACUGACCUGUAAAGCAUAUUUUGAGAUGUCAAAUGCUUUGUUUCUUUCUCUUUGGAAACAUUGAAGUUGAAAUAUAUCUUUGCUAUAGAGCUAUCAAGCAUUGAGUGCUUGCUUCAUUUAAAAGGACUUCUGGAAAAAAAACUUGAAUUGUGGAGGGAUGGCUGGGAGAGAAUGGCCUUAACUCAGAUGUAUUCCAAGUAUUUCUUGUACCCUGCAGAGUGUAUCUGUAAAAAUAACUGGAAGUGUGAUGGAGCUUCAGAAUUUUAGGUCAAAGUUCUUAAGAGACCUCUCCUACCUUGCUAUUGUAUAUGGAAAUAAGGGCUGUCUGUUACCAGGAAUGGUAAUACUUUCUUUUAUCAAAACAAGCCAUGCAGGUUUCCUUGGUAAAGAAAGAGCUGCAGUAAUGUUAGUUGCAAGAAAUGCAGACUCAAGCAAAAAUGGCACAAAAAUGCCAACCAAGGGUUGUGAAGAGUGACUUGUCAGAGGUGUGGAACAACGCAAUCCUGAGCUGUGUGCUGGGAGAAUGACAGUCAGUUGCUGAGUCCUGCUGCUUUGUAAAAUGCAGAUGCAACAGGCUUCCUGCCACAUCAUCUUCCCUGCUUAAAUAAUGGCCAUGAAUGUGGGCUUGACCAUACCUGUGCUGCUCUAGACAUCUUUCCAGAAAGGGCAUGUUUGCAGCACAGUAAAGGUAAUGUGUGUUUAUUACAUGUGAGGCUACAACAAUUGUUGCAAGCACAUGAAAGCACCACUUUCAAUGGGCCUUGCCGUAAUGAAGUCCUGAUCUGAUUCCUAUUAACACAUCUUCUUGUUUUCUGCAAUAAAAGGUGGUACUGUGCAUAUUAAAGCAAA
Melopsittacus undulatus (budgerigar) is the source of this 5731-nucleotide messenger RNA. RefSeq names its product ectonucleotide pyrophosphatase/phosphodiesterase family member 5 (gene ENPP5). The coding region runs from base 213 to 1625 and encodes 470 amino acids. The record is from RefSeq and is a predicted model, not a curated record. Lineage: Eukaryota; Metazoa; Chordata; Aves; Psittaciformes; Psittaculidae. The transcript has 4 exons.